AUGGACGUAGGGAGUGAUGCUUUGGAACGCUUUCAACAAACAAUAGAGGGAGCUCUUUUGCGUGCUGAGAUUUGUCUCGAGUCAUCGGAUAUUCUACUCAAUGACCAGUCUCCGAAAAUGCUCACUAAAUUGGCGGAGAUUAGAGGACUAAAUCGCGAACUAUCAAAGCGUCUUUUCAAAACUCCAUCAGAAAUCAGAAACCGAUACUCGGGAACUGCACACAGUCUUCCUUUAAACGCUCAGAACAUUGCAAACAAGUACCAGAAGACCUCGAAGAUGUCUGAGAAUGAGAUGUCUAGCUCUUCGCCUAGUUCUCGCACUUCUUCAUUAUCGCAAUUUUUAGCAACGUCGCUAUCUUUUAAUUUAUCAUUUGAAUCCGACGAGUCAAUACCUGCUGCUGAACACCCGACAAAUGAAACGUGA
Rodentolepis nana is the source of this 423-nucleotide messenger RNA. Lineage: Eukaryota; Metazoa; Platyhelminthes; Cestoda; Cyclophyllidea; Hymenolepididae. The record is from the annotation of a GenBank genome assembly.